Porites evermanni is the source of this 7366-nucleotide messenger RNA. Lineage: Eukaryota; Metazoa; Cnidaria; Anthozoa; Scleractinia; Poritidae. The record is from the annotation of a GenBank genome assembly.
CGAAUAUGACAAAUCUGCCAUAUUGAAAUCUGGUGAAGGGUUUGCAGACAACGAUGGUAAGCUGACAGAUUUUUACCAUUCAAUCCAUAUUUGAUUUCUUUAUUGAACAGCUCCAUUUAAAAUUUUUCUGAUCGAUUUUAUGUUGGGUUAUUUUAUCUUCACAGUCUGCCAUCUUCAACUUUCAAAGUUUGUUAACAGUGGUGCUUUUGUUAAUCUGUACAUGUGCUUACAUUCGAUCGAUUUACCCUGCUCUCUUGGACAAGAAUAAAACCGGGUAAGAAAACUCCUCUGCUUAUGGUAUUGACAUUUCUGAGUAUAAGAUUGCCCUGUUUCACCUCUGUGUUUGGCCUUUUAAUAGUGCACAAUACAGUUCACCACUACAUUAAAAGAUUGUUGUGUGAUGACGUGGAAAAACUACGAUCUACGCCUUUAGCCCCGGAAAUUAAUUGCCUCUUUAGUUCAAUCAAAGUAAGGUGUUUUUCAAAAACUGCAGAUAUAAACCACACGACACACGAUAUAAACCUCUGGUAUAAUUAAUUUUGAGUACCGGUUACACUCUGUAUUGGCCGGUAUGAGUAUGUUGCCUGUCUGGAGGGACUGGGCCCCCAUCACUCCAAAAUCAAGGAAAAGGCCAAAACACCUCAUCCUUGAUUUGGAUGGGCAAGGAGAUGGGAGAGGGGGUCAAAGUUUUCUAUCUAUUUUGUCCCAGAUUGCAAUCACGGACAGAAUAAACUGGAACAGCCAGCAAAUCCCCCUUCCCCCAGAGGAUGAAGCCCUCCAAAGGCCAAAAUGUGCCACUUUCCCAUCCUUGAUUUUGGUGGGUAGGGGGAUCUAUUAGAUUGUAGCCUGCAUGACAGGCAUUGCUAAGAGGAGGGGGAGAAGAGAAUUCAUGCAGGCAUGCUAACAUAAUGGGUGCGGAAGGGAGAAGAAGGCUUGCAAGAAAGCCAUUGUUUCUGUCAUUUCCCCAUCAUUAGAUCCACAAAUCUGAGUUAUCUUAAGAAAAGUUGGCAGGUAUAGAAAAUCAUGGUAUGUGAACCACAUCUCAUAUUAUCUUUUCUCUCUUCAGAGAAAUUAGUAAAACAAAACUGCAUUUCUGCCUUUAAUUGAUUUUUAACAGUUAUGGUGUUUUUAAAGAUCCCUUUUUCCUUAGGCAACCAGAUCUUUUAUUCAAUUAGCCAUUUGAGGUCACAUUUGUUUUGUUUUACUGUUGACCUUUGCCUCAGAUUAUUCCACUGCAUGAAUGUCAUUACUUUAGUAAUGGAGUGGAAAUUGACUUGCACUUAUUCUGUACAAAUUAAUAGUCUGAUACAUGUAUCUUGUUCUUCUCCAAGAAAGGCUCACCCAUCAAACUAAGAUGUUGAGCAAAUAUUCAAUAUCCAUUUUUACCAAAUUGCUUACAUAUUUUACAUCAGCCUAGAGUUGUUAGGAUCUCAUCAGGGUGCUAAUUGAGAACCAAUAUUCAAAUUAGCAUGGUUAUGAUUUCUACCACUCUGAUGGACACGUAAUUAACAAAUAGCAAUCUGCAUAUGCUACAAAUCUGAGUGUAAAAAACCGGGUCAAACAAUAUGUCCUUGCAGGCAUUCCUUUCCCUCUUCCCUCACAUACCCAUUGCAUCACCCUUUAUCUUCCCCUUUAAAUGCCUUACAUUCAGGCCGUCAGUUACUGUAAUCUCUGUAAUAAGCCCCUCCUUUAUUUUAAGCCCCCAUCUUUGUUAAGCCUGUUCCCAUUGAAGGGUAACCAUGGCUGAUUUUUCUUUGUUACACAGCCUGUUGGGAAUAUUCUGGAAGGCUGCAAGAAUAGGUGAGACUGGACUACUGUUAAUUUUUCUUCCUUUAGCCCACCUUAAUAUUUACCAGUUUGCAUCAUUAAUCAAAUGUGUGGUUAAAUGUGAGGUCUCAAUAUUUUUAAGAAAAGGAUUAAAAAAUAUUAUAUUGAUUUAUUGAGGUAACAUAAUCAUACCAAAGAUAGCCUUUGUAAUUAUCUAAUUGAAACAAGUACAGCCAUUCACAUNACUUAUUCUGUACAAAUUAAUAGUCUGAUACAUGUAUCUUGUUCUUCUCCAAGAAAGGCUCACCCAUCAAACUAAGAUGUUGAGCAAAUAUUCAAUAUCCAUUUUUACCAAAUUGCUUACAUAUUUUACAUCAGCCUAGAGUUGUUAGGAUCUCAUCAGGGUGCUAAUUGAGAACCAAUAUUCAAAUUAGCAUGGUUAUGAUUUCUACCACUCUGAUGGACACGUAAUUAACAAAUAGCAAUCUGCAUAUGCUACAAAUCUGAGUGUAAAAAACCGGGUCAAACAAUAUGUCCUUGCAGGCAUUCCUUUCCCUCUUCCCUCACAUACCCAUUGCAUCACCCUUUAUCUUCCCCUUUAAAUGCCUUACAUUCAGGCCGUCAGUUACUGUAAUCUCUGUAAUAAGCCCCUCCUUUAUUUUAAGCCCCCAUCUUUGUUAAGCCUGUUCCCAUUGAAGGGUAACCAUGGCUGAUUUUUCUUUGUUACACAGCCUGUUGGGAAUAUUCUGGAAGGCUGCAAGAAUAGGUGAGACUGGACUACUGUUAAUUUUUCUUCCUUUAGCCCACCUUAAUAUUUACCAGUUUGCAUCAUUAAUCAAAUGUGUGGUUAAAUGUGAGGUCUCAAUAUUUUUAAGAAAAGGAUUAAAAAAUAUUAUAUUGAUUUAUUGAGGUAACAUAAUCAUACCAAAGAUAGCCUUUGUAAUUAUCUAAUUGAAACAAGUACAGCCAUUCACAUGUUGAUUAUGUGUUAAUAAUUUUAUACUUUACAGCAGGGGCUCUCCUUGUUAAGCCCAAAAGGGUUUGUGGAGAGUUCCUACUCUACUCUUGCUAUCCUGUUGUGAAAAUGUACCUAUGUAACUGACACAAUUUGUAGCGUGAAGUAAAAGAUUGAUUGAUUGAGGAUGGAUGGAUGUUGGCUGAAAAUUUAGACAUAAUGCAAUUAUUCUUUAUCCUUCUUUAUAUUGUGUUAGAAAUCUUAGUAAAAGGUUACUUCAUUAAACUAUAUUUAAAAAUAAUUUUGAAAAUCAUGAAGAAUUCUGUUUAUGGUGGUUGAUUUAAAUUCAGACUAUUAAUUUGAUACUCUUUCCAUACUCUUUUCUGUAGGUGAAAGAAAAAGUCCUUACGUUGCUGUUUGCUGUAUAGCCAUGGCCGCAAGCAUUCUCUUUUGGCAGUGAAGCAGCAAUUUAUUACUUGCAUCUAUCAGUGGAAUCAAUGAAAAUGUCAGCAGGAGUAAGAAGAUAAUUACAUAAUAUACAGUAAACCAGGAAGGGAACAAGUGAGACAAAGUUUAAAUGAAAAUUAUGGAACAUGUAUAUGGACAGUAUUUUUUCAACAUGAAAUCUACAUUCUACAACUUUGUAAAAUAGUGGUAAACAGUAUUAUUUAUCAGUACAUUGUUUUUGUUUCAAAGAGUAGUGGAAUGAGUAUUUUCAAAUUCAUUCAUUAAACUUUUUUGCGGACUUGAUAUAUUAUAGGCCAAGCUGUUUUUUGAUUGCUCAAGCUUUAGUUUGGGUUGAAAUAUGAAAAAGAUUUUACAGAUGCUAUGAUCCGUCUAGACAAAUAACUGUUAUCCAUAAAAAUACUUCAGUUCAGUUUUCAAGACAAGCUAAGCUGAUAGUUUAUCCACUAGGAUGAUCGUCCUGUUUUCCAUUUUAAUACACACACAAAUACUAUUAAUGAUGAUGUCAAGUUCAGUAAAACAAGCAAGGUAUCCUGUCCCAACGUGGUCAACAUUUAGCUGACAUGACAGCUUAUUAUGGUUGAAGAUGUUAUAUUCUCGAACUCAUUAAUAAUUCAUAAAAGGAAAUUAAUGUUUAAUGAUUGUUUGAAAAUCAGAUGAAAAACUGUCAUUUUUGCAUCUUAAUUUCUCCUUCUAAAAUCAUUCAGCAUUAGACACAGUGUUUCAUCACCAGAUGAAACACCUCGAAGUUCAUCACUUCACUGCACGUCAUAUUUUUAACUCUCUUCUCGGUGUUUCAUCUGGGGAUGAAACACUGCAUUUCCAUUGGUGCACUUUGACUGGUCAAAAAUCGUCUGGCUUUUCCUCAACUUUCUUCAAAACAUAAAUAAAAUAAUAUUCCAUGAAACUGAAAUUCUUUGUACAUUAAAGUGGAGUUCUGAGACAAUGUUGCAUAUUGCUCCUUUUCUUUGCAUAUACUUGUUUGCUCAGCAAUGUGUACCCACCUAUGCAGGCAUUUUUAAGAUCCAAAGAUACAUUCCUCCCCUUACAUGACAAGCCAGGGGUUUCUGUGUACACUGUACACAGAUUGUACUGGCUGAGUCUAACUCUGGACUCUCCCUCUCUGUCACACACCUGCAGAGGGGUGAAGGGGCCAGAACAGGGCUAUUUGGAGGCUAAGUGUUGUGUUGUUUUAUGUUUGUUUGUUGCCAAUUUUCUCUCCUUCCUUUCAAAAAAUAACAGCGAGUUAAAGAUACCGUGACAGCCAUGAAAAUGUUGAAUUUGUGUUCUUUCAAACUCUAUCAUUAUUUUCCCAAUUCACUUACUUUUUCAAAUCCAGGCAAACUCCUCUGGAUUCGAAUUCCUGACAACCAUAUCAACAUUGAGAGAGAGAAAGAAAAUUUCAGUCACUUGUUUACGUCCUCCAUAAAACGUGAAAUGAGGCUUAUUCAUGAGUAGUCGUGCAGCAAUGGUAAAGAAAUGUACAAAAGAGCGUGAGCGUUGUUUUGUUAAUCUACACCUGUUGCUUUUUUGACAUUUCUCAUUGCUGUACCUGUCGUGGCAUCUUAAACUCCCUAAUAUCAAAACCAGAGGUGGAACUGAAUCACUUGGCAAGUUUUUAGUGUUUGAGUGUCCUAUGGAUGCCCGGUUUUCAGAGAAAAAAAUGUUCAUUUUGACAUGUUGGUUUAGAGUUGCUGGCUUAAGAGUUGAUGUGGAAGCAGCCUGUUCCAGGAGUUGAGGGAGAGAGGAUAGCAAAAAGAAGAAAAACAGAGGUGAUAAAAGAAAAGGGAACUGGGAAGGGAAAGUGAGAGUUUCCUUCUCUCUCCUUUUCCCACUUUUUAGCUGCCAUUUCCACUUUGAUCACUCCUCACAACCUAAAUGCUUGCUAAAACCCUCUCUGUCAGAAACUGAAAUCCGAUGAAAAUACUUUAAGAAUACACAAGCAUGGACUUCAGUAAAAUAAUUUUAAAGUUGCUGUCAGGGUUUGAAGGAGAUGUAAGAUUGUUAAUAUUUGCUGUAAAGUCUUGACUGAUUGAAAUUUAUCAUCAAGGCAAAACAACCAACACUGAAAUUGAAAAGAUUAGAACCUCUUGAUCACUUAAAUGUAAAUAAAAUACAUUUCCUUGAAAGUUACAAGCACUGAGAAAAUGUCUAGCGACACCUUUUUUCUUCAAAAACACUUGUUUUCUUUUAACAUACCUUCCAUAUUUUGUUAUUGUGUAGUAGCCAUGCGAUAGAGAGUACAGGAGUGGUUUUUGAUCUUUUUGAAUGACUGCUCCAUUGUGUCUCCAUGAGCAGUGGGACAUGAGAGAAUAUCUCUUGAACCACAUUCUUCACACAGUUUUACAGCCAAUUGACAACAAUUCUUUGUUACACAGCCUGUUGGGAAUAUUCUGGAAGGCUGCAAGAAUAGGUGAGACUGGACUACUGUUAAUUUUUCUUCCUUUAGCCCACCUUAAUAUUUACCAGUUUGCAUCAUUAAUCAAAUGUGUGGUCAAAUGUGACGUCUUAAUAUUUUUAAGAAAAGGAUUAAAAAAUAUUAUAUUGAUUUAUUGAGGUAAUAUAAUCAUACCAAAGAUAGCCUUUGUAAUUAUCUAAUUGAAACAAGUACAGCCAUUCACAUGUUGAUUAUGUGUUAAUCAUUUUAUACUUUACAGCAGGGGCUCUCCUUGUUAAGCCAAAAAGGGUUUGUGGAGAGUUCCUACUCUACUCUUCCUAUCCUGUUGUGAAAAUGUACCUAUGUAACUGACACAAUUUGUAUCCUCAAUCAAUCAAUCUUUUAUUUCACGCUGGAUGGAUUUUGGCUGAAAAUUUAGACAUCAUGCAAUUAUUCUUUAUCCUGCUUUAUAUUGUGUUAGAAAUCUUAGUAAAACUAUAUUUAAAAAUAAUUUUGAAAAUCAUGAAGAAUUCUGUUAAUGGAGGUUUAUUAAAAAUCUGACUACGUAUUUGAUACUCUUUCCCUUAACUCUUUUCUGUAGGUGAAAGAAAAAGUCCUUAUGUUGCUGUUUGCUGUAUAGCCAUGGCCGCAAGCAUUCUCUUUUGGCAGUGAAGCAGUGAUUUAUUACUUGUAUCUAUCAGUGGAAUCGAUGAAAACAUCAGCAGGAGUAAGAGGAUAAUUACAUAAUAUUAUACAGUAAACCAGGAAGGGAGCAAGAGAGACAAAGUUUAAAUGAAAAUUAUGGAACAUGUAUAUGGACAGUAUUUUUUCAACAUGAAAUCUGCAUUCUACAACUUUGUAAAAUACUGGUAAACAGUAUUAUUUAUCAGUACAUCGUUUUUGUUUCCAAUGGUAGUGGAAUGAGUAUUUUCAAAUUCAUUCAUUAAACUUUUUUGUGGACUUGAUAUAUUAUAGGUCAAGCUGUUUUUUGAUUGCUCAAGCUUUAGUUUGGGUUAAAAUAUGAAAAAGAUUAUACAGAUGCUAUCAGUGACUAGAGAAUAAUAAACAUGUUUUAAUAACAAACUUAUCAUCUUGACAAGCCAGGACAUGAAUGAUCCUUCUAGACAAAUAACUGUUAUCCAUAAAAAUAUUUCAGUUCAGUUUUCAAGACAAGCUAAGCAGAUAGUUUAUCCACUAGGAUGAUCGUCCUGUUUUCCAUUUUAAUACACACAGAAAUAAUAUUGAUGAUGAUGUCAAGUUCAGUAAAACAAGCAAGGUAUCCUGUCCCAACGUGGUCAACAUUUAGCUGACAUGACAGCUUAUUAUGGUUGAAGAUGUUAUAUUCUCUAACUCAUUAAUAAUUCAUAAAAAAGGAAAUUAAUGUUAAAUGAUUGUUUGAAAAUCAGAUGAAAAACUGUCAUUUUUGCAUCUUAAUUUCUCCUUCUAAAAUUAUUCAGCAUUAGACACAGUGUUUCAUCACCAGAUGAAACACCUCAAAGUUCAUCACUCUACUGCACGUCAUAUUUUUAACUCUCUUCUUGGUGUUUCAUCUGGGGAUAAAACACUGCAUCUCCUUUGGGGCAGGCUUUCCAUUGGUGAACUUUGACUGGUCAAAAAUCAUCUGGCUUUCUCUCAACUUUCUUCAAGACAUAAAUAAUAUUCCAUGAACUUGAAAUUCUUUGUACAUUAAAGUGGAGUUCUGAGACAAUGUUGUGUAUUGCUCCUUUUCUUUGCAUACACUUGUUUGCUCAGCAAUGUGUACCCACCUAUGCAGGCAUUUUUAAGGCCCAAACAUACAUUCC